This is a messenger RNA of Triticum turgidum subsp. durum (durum wheat), 624 nucleotides long. NCBI's taxonomy places the organism in Eukaryota, Viridiplantae, Streptophyta, Magnoliopsida, Poales, Poaceae. The record is from the annotation of a GenBank genome assembly.
AUGCUCGCUGCGAGGGACACAAUUGCCACAACCCUAACAUGGAUCUUCUACAACCUUGCCCAAAACCCUAACAUCGUGUCAAUCAUCCGCAACGAACUUUCACCCAUUGCAUCACGCAAAGUAGCGGUAGGCAUGUGUACCCCGGUGAUCUUUGAGCCAGACGAGACCAAAUCUCUAGUAUAUUUGACAGCCAUCUUGUACGAGACUCUCAGGCUGUACCCACCAGCGCCUGUCUUGCGCAAGACGGUGGCCGUAGAUGACAUCAUGCCGAGUGGCCAUGAGGUGCAUGCCGGUGACACCAUUUUUAUUUCUGUCCACUCCAUGGGGAGAAUGGAGGUUGUGUGGGGUAAAGACUGCCUCGACUAUAACCCACAUAGGUGGCUCUCGGAUGAGGGCAACAACCUGCGAUACAUACCAUCUCACAAGUUCUUGGCAUUCAACUCAGGCCCGAGAAUGUGCCUCGGCAAGGACAUUGCAAUUAUGCAAAUGAAGACUGUCAUUGCUACAACGGUGUGGAACUUCGAUGUGAAUUUGGUGGAAGGGCAGAGCAUCCAGCCCAAGCCGUCCAUUAUACUGGAAAUGGAAAACGGGCUCAUUGUUAAGUUGAAGAAGAGAGACAUAUAA